AUGACUUCCAGCAACAAGUUCACCGUGCCAGAUGGAGCCGUGGCCCAGCUGCGAAUCAUCGACUCGACCACUAAGAUCAAAGGUCUCCCCAUGGACUAUCUCAUGACACCGCCGAUGCCUGGAAUGGAAGUCUUGCCCGAGGCUCCCACGUGGGCAUUCCUCAUUGAGAGCAACACGGGCCGCAAAGCAUUAUUCGAUCUGGGUGUUCCGCCGAAUUGGAGAGAAUUUUCGCCCGUCGUGGCAAAGCCGCUGCAGACCCGAGGCUGGGGUGAGCCCUCUGGAGAGAAGCACGUGGCUGAUAUUCUGGCUGACCAAGGCAUUGAUAUUGCCAGCAUCAAUAGCAUCAUCUGGAGUCACUGGCAUUAUGACCAUAUAGGGGAUCCUUCCACGUUCCCUACGUCCACCGAGUUGGUCGUUGGUCCAGGAUUCAAAGACGCCUUCUUUCCAGGCUGGCCGGCCAGGCCAGACUCUCCUGUACGGGAGAGCGACUUCAAGGGUCGGGAAGUACGGGAGAUCACCUUCGAAGAGCCGAAUGUCCUGCAGAUCGGGCAGUUCAGAGCCUUCGACCUCUUCGGAGAUGGGUCUUUCUAUCUUCUAGACACGCCUGGCCAUGCGAUCGGGCAUUUGGCAGGGUUAGCACGGACCACUCCGGACACGUUUGUUAUGAUGGGUGGUGAUCUCUGCCACCACGGCGGCGAGCUGCGUCCAUCAAAGAGCCUACCUCUGCCAGGAGAGAUCUACCUGCCCAAUCUGAUCCAGUAUCCUGGUUGUAUCUGCCCCGGUGCCGAGUUCGAGCUCAUUCAGAAGAAACGGUCGCGAGCACCAGACGAACCCUUCUUCGAUCCGAGUAUAGGCUAUGACAUUCCUGAAACCGUGCGGACCAUCAAGAAGGUUCAAGAUGCAGAUGCCGUGGAUAAUGUCUUUUUCAUAUACGCACAUGACAGCACCAUCAGAGGUAUCGUCGACCUGUUUCCCGCCGCAGCAAAUGACUGGAAGGCGAAAGGGUGGCGCGAGAAAUGCUAUUGGAGAUUUCUAGAAGACUUCGAGGGAGCAUUGAAGGCGAGCUAG
Fonsecaea nubica is the source of this 1068-nucleotide messenger RNA. RefSeq lists its product as hypothetical. NCBI's taxonomy places the organism in Eukaryota, Fungi, Ascomycota, Eurotiomycetes, Chaetothyriales, Herpotrichiellaceae. The record is from RefSeq and is a predicted model, not a curated record. Bases 1 to 1068 code for a protein of 355 amino acids. The transcript has 3 exons.